AGUUCUUUCGUAAAUUUUGCCCCAUAUUUGCCAUCCCAUUUGUGCUAUCUGCUACACAUGGGACCAUUUGUGCAUAUAAAUUAUAAAUAACUUUAUUGGCUAUCAGCAUUUUUGAUCGCCGGGACUGAUCAGCAAUUGAAAUUCCUCUUUUCUUCGAUCGAAUGGUACCAGUUCGAGCGACUUCUCGUUCAAUCGAGUGUGGUAGCUCAGACGAAGAUGUCGCAAAUUUGGUUUCUAGCGCUGUUGGUGGUGAUCGGCAAAACAUCUUCCCAUGCAGAAACAAACGUAGUGGACUACAGUUGCGAUGUUCCUCAUGAAUUGGAAAAAGGCGUUUGCGUCAGCGAGCAGGAGUGUCCAGCGUUUACAAAUAUCACGAAUGGAGACACUCUGGGUUCAGCUAGUCGAUUAAGCUUUGUGAAAGCCUUACAGUGUGCACUGGAUGACGAGGAGCCAGGAAUCUGUUGUCCAAGCAGUGGUGCAUAUAGAAAUCCUGAACUGACAGCGAAUACUAAAAGAGAACGAGUGCCAAAAGGCCCCUCAUUGCUCCGGUUCGGGGCACACGACAAUUGCGGUAGUCAGACACCGUAUGUGCCCAAAGUGUAUGGACGUAUAGCUGAGAUCGAUGAUUUCCCAUGGGCUGCCCUGCUAAUCUACCGGGGUGGUCGUCAAGGUUGCGGAGGAGUUCUGAUCAGCAGAAACUUUGUAGUUACGGCUGCGCAUUGUCUAACUGGACCGAGCUACGAUAGACAUGGACCACUGUGAGUAAAACCUGUAUAACCUGAAAGUGGUAGGGUGCGGGACCAUUUUGGCACAGAAUCCUAUUUUCGCUUAGAACACAGUCGAUUUUG
Molecule: messenger RNA, 848 nt
Organism: Aedes albopictus (Asian tiger mosquito)
Lineage: Eukaryota; Metazoa; Arthropoda; Insecta; Diptera; Culicidae
Product: CLIP domain-containing serine protease B8-like
Exons: 2
Coding region: 217-762 (181 amino acids)
Biological process (GO): proteolysis
Molecular function (GO): serine-type endopeptidase activity
Source: RefSeq, a predicted model, not a curated record